Molecule: messenger RNA, 1703 nt
Organism: Eutrema salsugineum
Lineage: Eukaryota; Viridiplantae; Streptophyta; Magnoliopsida; Brassicales; Brassicaceae
Product: F-box/kelch-repeat protein At1g30090
Exons: 2
Coding region: 313-1509 (398 amino acids)
Molecular function (GO): protein binding
Source: RefSeq, a predicted model, not a curated record
AAAGGCAUAUAGUAUAUUUUUUCCCAAACUAUUACGUCUUCUUGACUACCACCAUUUUACCACAGACACACAAAAACACAAAGAGCGAAAAAAGAAAAAAAAAGAAGGGAAGAGCUGAAGGAUUCGCGACGAAGCAAACAACAGCAACUAUCGCCGUCUUGUUCUGUUGAACAUAGACAAAGUUGAAAACUUUGAACUUUCCAUUGUUUUAACUAUUUAUUACUGAUCAUUCGAAUCUGGAAUAAAAGUAAAAUGAGUGCUUACUCAGUGUUUAUUUCUGGAAAUUGAGUGUCCAAAAGAUAGAAGAAGAAGAUGCAGAGGGUUAAAGUUUCAUCCCAAAGAGCAGCUGUGCACAAGCUUGGUGAUUCUCAGAUGACAUUAUCUCCCAAAUUUAGAGUAGCCGCAUCGAUUCAAUCACCAUCGUUUGAUAGUUCAUCGGAAUCAGAACUGUCCCUCAGAGGAGAACCUUUGAUUCCCGGUUUACCAGACGAUGUUGCCCUGAACUGCCUCUUACGUGUUCCAAUCCAAAGCCACGUAUCGACGAGAUCAGUGUGCAAGAGAUGGCAUUUCUUGUUCGGUACCAAAGAAACGUUUUUCGCAAGGCGCAAGGAGCUCGGGUUUAAAGAACCGUGGCUGUUCGUAGUCGGGUUUAGCAGAUGCACAGGGAAAAUCCAAUGGAAAGUUUUGGACUUGAGAAACCUCACUUGGCACGAAAUCCCAUCGAUGCCUUGUAGAGACAAAGUCUGUCCACACGGAUUCAGAUCGGUUUCUUUGCCUCGUGAAGGUACAAUGUUCGUAUGCGGCGGGAUGGUUUCUGAUUCUGAUUGCCCUCUUGAUCUGGUCUUGAAGUACGAUAUGGUGAAGAAUCACUGGACCGUCACGAGCAAAAUGAUAACAAAGAGAUCGUUUUUCGGAACCGGCGUGAUAGACGGGAUGGUAUACGCAGCCGGAGGAAACUCUGCUGAUUUAUUCGAGCUCGAUUCUGCAGAGGUUUUAAACCCUUUGGACGGGAAGUGGCAGAGUGUUUCGAGCAUGGUGACUCGCAUGGCGUCUUACGAUGCAGCGGUUUUGAACGGGAAGCUUUUGGUUACGGAAGGAUGGUUAUGGCCGUUUUUUGUGUCACCGAGAGGUCAAGUUUAUGACCCGAGGAUUGAUCAGUGGGAAACAAUGGCGAUGGGGCUGAGAGAAGGAUGGACCGGUACGAGUGUUGUGGUUUACGAUCGGUUGUUUAUUGUGUCGGAGUUGGAGAGGAUGAAGAUGAAGGUUUAUGAUUCGGUUACGGAUUCUUGGGAGACGAUUUGUGGACCGGAAUUGCCUGAGGAGAUUUGUAGACCGUUUGCGGUUAACUGUUAUGGGAACAGAGUGUAUGUGGUUGGUCGGAAUCUUCACCUCGCGGUUGGGAAUAUUUGGAGGUCGGAGAGUAAGUUUGGUGUGAGGUGGGAGGUGGUUGAGUCGCCGGAGCGUUAUGGAGAUUUAACUCCGUCGCAUUCUCUGGUUCUGUUUGCUUGAAGGAAGGUUUGAUUGAUCUGUUUGGUUUGGAUUCCAUAAUUGUUUGUGAAACAUAUUGUAUGAAUAAGUAAAGAACUGUAUUAGAAGAAACACAUUGGUUCCUUAGUUUAUAUUCUUGUAUCAUAUAUUCAUGUAUCAUGUGUGUAUAAUUCGUGUUCACAAGUGUUAAAUGUAAUACUUCCGUUACAAAAGAA